Messenger RNA from Mesorhabditis spiculigera, 240 nucleotides. NCBI's taxonomy places the organism in Eukaryota, Metazoa, Nematoda, Chromadorea, Rhabditida, Rhabditidae. The record is from the annotation of a GenBank genome assembly.
AUGCUGUCGAAGCCUGAAGCCGAGGGAGGGGUGACCGCCACCGACGAUGAGGUGGACGACGCCCGUUUCGCGGAGGUGUCCCGGAUGGUGGCCCGGCUCGUCGAGGAGGGCCAGUUGGGGAUGCCCGCCGGUCUUGGGUACGGCCGGGCCAAGGUGGUGGAGAUGCCCGCGGGCGAGGACGUCCAGCACGUCACCGAGCAGGGCAAGCCGAGCGGGGACAGCGAGGGAGAGAAAGGCGAA